AAAACAUGGCAAGAGAUAUGGGUUUAUAAAUACAUCUCUGUCGGAAUUUUAAAAUUAAAGGUGUCGAACCUCACGAGUGCUCUAGAUUUUUUGGUUGUUUUCUUUCAAAGUCAAACAUGAUGAAAAUUUUAGGAGUAUAUGGUGUAGUGGUGGUGAUGUUUUUGAGUUUUUCGGGUAGUUCUGGGUACUUUUUCGAUGAUUUGAUGGAGGAGCAGAACGAUGAUACUGCGUUAGUGGAAAGCACGAUCAGAGAAGCGAGGGCUGUGAGACCGCAGAGCAUACACGACCUUUUAAAACCUGGUGUUAAAGAGGCUUAUCUACACACGUACGGUGACGAACCUGGAGCGGAUGGAAAUGUUCAAGGAUUUCUAAAGAAGACCAAUGAUAAAGGGGACGAUGGAUACAAACACUUUGACAGUUACCAUAAAAAGGAUGCUGACAAAUUUGGGUUUGAAGUUCAUUCCGAAUAUGGAAAAUUAAACAAGGCAGACAUCGAUACUACAAGCGGUAGAAAGGAGGCUACUUCUAACAAAGAUAACGCUGAUGAAACUAAGAAGUCCUACAAAGUGGUAGAGGAUCCAGAAAGCAACAGCCAAUAUUAUGGAGAUUACGAAGGAGAAGGGGAAUCUGAAAAAUAUGCCGAUAGUGAGUCGAAUGCAGAAGCUGAAGAGGAAGAAGAGUCCAGUCCCUACUCUUCACUCUACUCUAACAGUGAUGCAGAGAGUGAUGGAGAAAGCUCUGAGGAUGGUGAAAAAUCCUCGUAUACUUCUAGUGCCGAUGAUGGUGAUGAGGAAUCGGAAAGUUAUACAAACGAGGAGGAAGAAGAGGAAUAAUUAUAGGAAAUUUUUGUAUAUUAUUUUAGUAUAAGUUUUGUGUAUAUUGAAUUUAAAAUUAUAUUUUAUAAUAUUUGG
This is a messenger RNA of Diabrotica virgifera virgifera (western corn rootworm), 911 nucleotides long. Its product is annotated as clumping factor A-like. Lineage: Eukaryota; Metazoa; Arthropoda; Insecta; Coleoptera; Chrysomelidae. The record is from RefSeq and is a predicted model, not a curated record. The transcript has 5 exons. Bases 117 to 833 code for a protein of 238 amino acids.